GGUAUAAGAGGGGCGCUGAAUACUGGGCACUCAUCACGACAGAUCUUUUAAAACCACACACUCAUUUAAUUUUGGAAAGACUUAACAGCCUGGAUGUUACAUUUUACAAGCUUCUCUCCAGCCACUAACCCACCACUGAUGUAUAUCACACGCUAGUUUAUGUGACGUCAAGAUACGCUGUCAAGGACUCCUUUUGUGAUGAAGCUCUGCAGGCUGUAAAACUGAAGGACAAACAUACAAAAUGGAAAACUUUACGACCGGCCCUCUCAUGGGCCUUGAUCUUAGAUGUAACAUGACUGGGAGCCACAAUUUUAUCUUCACAUUUAUUCCGGUGGUAUACAGCUGCAACUUUAUUAUCGGAAUAGUAGGAAACAUCAUGGUAGUGGCUGUCAUCUACUUCUGUUUGAAACUAAAAACCGUUUCCAACAUAUUUGUUUUGAACCUUGCGAUCUCAGACCUGACUUUCCUCCUCACCCUGCCCAUUUGGGCCAUAUACACCGCCACAGGCUACCAGUGGCCUUUUGGAAGCUUCUUAUGUAAAGCGAUCGCUGGUAUGGCCCUUUUUAACCUAUAUACCAGCAUUUUUCUCCUAACUGCCCUCAGCAUUGAUCGCUAUCUUGCCAUAGUUCACCCAGUUCAGUCCAGACAGUGCCGCACGGUGGUCUACGGCCGUGUGACGUGCGUCUUAGUUUGGGUAGUGGCUUUGUUUCUGAGUCUGCCCACCGCUGCCAUACGGAGGACACACUUUAUCCAGCAUAGCAAUGUAACUGUAUGUGGCAUCCUGGACAAGGAAGAGCUUCGCAAUGUGUUAGCUGCUCUCAGCCUGAUGAAGGGCGUGCUCGGGUUCCUUCUGCCCAUCACCAUCAUCCUCACAUGCUACUGUCUGAUUGGCCGGGCUCUUCUCAAAGCGAGGAACAUUCAGAAGAACUCAAAGUCGAACAGGGAUGAAGCGUUGAGCAUGCUGACCGCUGCAGUGCUGUCAUUUUUCCUCUGCUGGGCACCACAUCAGAUCUUUAACUUUAUGAACAUGCUAAUCACCAUCAAAGUGAUCACCAGCUGUGAUGUCAUCGAGGUCGUUGAUACUGGAUUGCCUUUUACCAUUUGUAUUGCCUUUUUCAACAGCUGUAUGAACCCAAUUGUGUACGGUUUUGUUGGGAAGAAUUUCCGCAGGAGCUUGCUGAAGCUGAGGAGAUGCUCCUCAAAGUCGGUUGCCUCUCAUCCCACCCUCAGUACCAAGAUGAGCUCUCUCUCGUAUCGAAACUCAGAGUCAAUUCACCUCUCUGUUGUUAAAACAUCCUCACUGUCUCAAGCCACGUAAUCAAAGCAAACAUUAUUCACCAAUGAAUCAUCUUUAAAGACUGAUACUGUUGGCUCAAAGAGAAGAUUAGUCUCUCCCUAUAAAUGACUGUUGUGACUGGAACGGGAACACAAUAUUGUGAUUCUUUGUUCUGUUGCUUUACAUUUACAGUACAUUUGAGCAUUAACAUUACACAUUUUACAGUACACUAAGGUUCUAUUAGUUAACUAUUUUAGUUAACAUGAACUAAUGCUGAACAAUACUAUUACAUUUAGUUCUUCUUAGGUAAAUGUUCAUUUCAACAAACAUUUUUAAAUCAAAAGUUGAAGUUGUUAACAUUUAUGCAAAGUAACUUACUGUGCGUUCAGCCGUAAUGUUUUAUCACCAUGUGCAUUCCUUAAAAUAUUGAACCCAUGAAGGUUGUAUUUUAUUGCAGUGAAGCAACAGAAAUUUGUUUUACGCUGUGUAUAGUGAGCUCAGUGAAAAGUGUAAAUUAUGAGCAAACAUUACAUUAUUGAUAUGCUAGUUAAUAUACUAUCAUACGUAGAUUAGGAACUUUGUAUAAAUCUACAAAACUCAUGCGGCUAGAAUUCUGUCUGGGGCUAAGUCCGGUGAUCAUAUUUCCCCUGUUUUAGAGUCUUUACACUGGCUCCCUGUCAAAUAUCAUAUUGGUUUUAAAAUCCUUAUGUUAACUUUUAAGGCAUUGCAUGACCUGGCUCCUCAAUACCUGUCUGAUCUUUUAAUUCCUUACAAACCAUGUCGAAAUCUACUCUCUUCUCAGUAUGGUCUUUUAGAUGUUCCCAAGACACGGCUCCGCUCCAUGGGUGAUAGAGCAUUUUCUGCUUAUGCUCUGGAUCUGGAACUCUCUCCCGAUAAACAUCAGGGAGGCAAACUCACUAGCCAUUUUCAAAUCUCUUCUUAAAACAUUUUAUUUCAGGACUGCUUUUACUUGACUGGAUCUUUUGUUUUGUUUUAUACAGUAUUUUAUUGUGCUGUUUUAUUAAUGUGUGAUGUAUUGUUUUGAUUUGUUUUAUUAAUGUGUGAUGUAUUGUUUUAUUAUUGUUGUGCAGCGCUUUGAGAAAGAAACUUUUAAUGGCGCUAUAUAAAAUAAAUGUAUUAUUAUUAUUAUUAACUGUGAGAAAAGCAAGUAGGCCCUAUAUGGCACUUUUCAGAUUACUAGAGAUAAUAAAGCUCUUUGGUGUAGGCCUAUGUGCGUUUUAUUUUUCACUAAUUUUAUGUUACUGCAGAAUGUACUUUUUACACUGUAUUUAACCCCAAACAGGACUCUUUAUUGGGUCUCCAUGAUAGCAUCGAUGUAUAAGUACUGACAUGGUUAGUGUCAUUUAGCAUAAAAUGUAUAUUUUCACCACUUUGAGAAGUCCUGAAAUGUGUGUAAUAGCCAAGUAAUUUUUUUGUGGUUAAAUUGUGUCUUUUA
This is a messenger RNA of Triplophysa rosa, 2732 nucleotides long. It is a transcript of the gene agtr1a, whose product is annotated as angiotensin II receptor, type 1a. Gene Ontology annotation, biological process: immune response; G protein-coupled receptor signaling pathway; regulation of vasoconstriction. The transcript is spliced from 3 exons. Bases 242 to 1318 code for a protein of 358 amino acids. The record is from RefSeq and is a predicted model, not a curated record. Gene Ontology annotation, cellular component: membrane. Gene Ontology annotation, molecular function: angiotensin type II receptor activity. Lineage: Eukaryota; Metazoa; Chordata; Actinopteri; Cypriniformes; Nemacheilidae.